GAACUUUCCCUUUCAACUUUUUAAAUAUUCUUUUAUAGAGUUAAUUUUUACUGGACAUGUGAAAGCAUCAUUCUCUUCUACACUUUUAGAGUUGACAUAGGUGACUGAGCAUUUAAUAAAUUCCUGUGUUGGACUGUUACAGGUAUCAAGUAUUUUCUUUUUCUAAAUACUAAUUUGGUGUUUCAGUAGUGUCCAGAAUUUCUGGUUUCUAUUAGACAAGUCCAACAUGUUUAUGAAAUCGAUAGUGGUAGGAUUUAAAAAAAGGAUAAAAUUACUACUUUUAUCCUAAUAUUGCCAUUCCCCUUCUAUUAGGUAUUAUUUCAACAAUUGCACCUCUUAACCUAACUCCAAUCUGAAACUUACUAGAUUGAAAGUUACUGCUUACAAAAGCAUAAAAGGGAGAGAAGAGUAGUGUGUCCUGAGAAGAGAGAAAAGCUAGACAAAAUAGGAAACUUUCAUCUUGCCUAUUUUGCUGCUCCUCUUCAGCAAAUCCUUGUGUGCCUAUUGAAUGUAGCCUGUUUUUCCUUUUUUCCUAGAUUUUUCUUCCUGAAUUUGCCCUUGGAACAAAAUGUAGAAUGGUAUUCAGUGUUGCAUCUGUUCAACACUGAUAAUGACUGAUCUGACUGAUUGUACUACUAAUGUUGAUAACAGCAGUCAAUUACACUUAUCUGCAAAUGAGUGAAUUGGUGAAUUCCUUAGCCAGCUAUGCUCCUUGGUGUCCAGCUUGUCAACAAAUUGAAUUGACGUGGGAGAGCUUUGCAAAGGAAAGUGAACAUCUAGACAUCACUGUGGGAAAGGUGGAUGUCACUCAAGAACCAGGCUUGAGUGGUCGUUUCUUUGUCACAACACUUCCUACAAUUUACCAUGCAAAAGAUGGAGUAUUUCGCAGAUAUCGAGGCUCACGGACACUGGAGGAUCUUCAAGGUUAUGUUUCAGAGAGAAAAUGGGAAGCUGUGGAGCCUGUAGCAGGAUGGAAGUCUCCAUCUUCUAUAAUGAUGCAUGGCAUGGCAGGGCUCUUCCACCUCUCUGGGUGGAUUAGGCAAAUCCAUAGCUACCUCACUGGCACUCUUGGAAUUCAUGUUUGGAUUUCGUAUGCAGUCUUCAUCUUAGCAACCUUAUUGAUUGGCCUAGUCCUGGGUUUGAUACUGGUUUUGAUUUCAGACUGCCUUUGCCCAUCCAAGUCAAGAUACAGAGCUGAAAAAACUGAAGUGAUUGAAAAAGAGAAUGUGGAGAAUGCAGCAUUAGAAGAACCAGAGGAGGUGGCAGAGCUUUCAGCAGAUGAUGUAGAGGAGCCUGCAGAGGUGAAGGACCUCUCAGAUGGAGAAGAUGCAGCAAAUUCAAGUGUUGAUGACUCUGAAGAGGAUUUAGCACUUGCUAAAGAAUCAGAGGAAGAAGAAACAGAAGACUUAAGUGAACAACCUUUAGCUGAUUCAGAGAUUGAAAGCUCAGUACGACAGCGUAAAAGUCGGGUGGCUGAUAAUGGACUAUAGUUGUUUUGGUGGAGUAUUUUGUACACUUGGACCAAAGAAGUAUCAGACCCUGGGUCUGAAGCUGAAGCUUACACUUGACUUGUCACUUGUGUUUACGCAGAACCUCUGCUCUGCUUUUUUUUUUUUUUGCGCUAAUACAUGCUCAUUGACUUCAUUUUAUAAGCAUACAUGCUGUGUAUGUAACUUUUGCCAUGACAAUCAAAAUGAGUAUAUUUUAUCUGUUUGAAGACAUCUUAAGAGAAAGAGGAUGUAACCAACUCUCAGUCCAGUGGCUAUGAAAUGGUCAUCUGUGCUCAUAUUCCUUUGCAGAUACUGACCUUAGCAAGACCAGAAUUUCUAAGUAGUUUAGCAGGGCUGUGACUCUUCUGUCUGAAUUUUUGUUUUUUGUUUUCCAAAAUGCCACAGAAGCGUCUGAUACAGUAUGAUACAGUAGCGAAAGAAGGCACCUUACUAGUCUUCUAUUAAAAACAAUUUUGUGUACGAUGGUUUAUUUUUCAUUCGCAACUGAAGCACCUUUGUGUUGUGUUUUCUCCAAUGUUUGUUUUGAAAGUAUAUCAUAACUGAGCUUUGUGCUCUGAUUAGUGUGACUCAAAAAUUUUUCAAUUUUUGGUAAUUCAGAAAACAUUCAAAAAAAUGAAAAAAAUUGGUAAAUUCAGCUUAUUGGCUGAUCUUCCCUUCCAUGGUCUUCCC
Molecule: messenger RNA, 2180 nt
Organism: Struthio camelus australis
Lineage: Eukaryota; Metazoa; Chordata; Aves; Struthioniformes; Struthionidae
Source: RefSeq, a predicted model, not a curated record